AUGAAAUCCCUGCAAUCCUUCAUCCAAGCGCUCCGCCACUGCAUCGACUUCCAAGAUCUGUCGCUGGGCAGGAGAUUGCACCAGGAAAUCCUCGCGAGCGAGCAUCACAAAGCCCUCAUUCUCUCCAAUCUCCUCAUCAGGAUGUACGGCAAAUGCGGCAGCGUCGAGGAAUCCGAGAAAAUCUUCGCGUCCCUCCGCGAUCCAAACGACUUCUCCUGGAACUCGAUGCUUCUCACGUUUGCACAAAAUGGGCGAUUGAUCGAGGCGAAGAAGACUUUCGAGAGAAUGGAUGGGAAGAACGUAGUGACGUACACGGCGAUGCUAUCGGCCUAUGCCAAGAAAGGGCAUCUAGAAGACGCAAGAAGAAUCUUCGAUAAGAUGCCACAGACAAAUGGAUUUACAUGGAGUAGCAUGGUCACAGCAUAUACUACACACGGAGUAAUAGACCAGGCAAAGCUUCUUUGUGAGAAUACGCCGGCAUCCAACGUUGUGACAUGGACUACUUUGUUCCAAGCAUAUGCCCACAAAGGGCAUCUUGAGCUCGCAAAAUCGACGUUUGAUCGAAUGGCGGGAAUUGGACGGGACAUUGCGUCCUGGAAUGCCAUUUUCCAGAUGUACGCUGAUCAUGGCCAUUCGGGAAUGCUCCAGGAGAUAUUCCAGCGCAUUCCUUGCUGGAAUGUCGUGACGUGGACGGCCAUGAUUGUCGUAAAUGCCCAAGAUGGGGGUCUUGACUCCGCCCAGAGGCUGUUUGACGGCUCAGUUGAGAGGAACGUUAUCACUUGGACGGCUAUGAUAGUGGCCUACUCCCAGAAUCUCCGCGCGGAAGAAGCAUAUUCCGUCUUUGAGAAGAUGCCGCACAGGAAUCUCUACUCGUGGAACACUGCUCUAACGGUAUAUGCCCAAAAUGGGGAUCUCUCUCGCGCGAAAGAUGCCUUUGAUUCCAUGCCCGAGCACGACGUGGUCUCCACAAACGCCAUGAUCGUUGCGUUCUUCGCUGGCGGAGAAUCGCUCGCGGCGCAAGAGAUCUUUGAUUCCUCCCCAGCGAUCAACAGCGUCUCCUGGAGCGCGAUGAUCAGCGGCUAUGCCCAAAACGCCCAAUUGGAGCUCGCGAAUCGCGCCUUCCAUCGCAUCCCUCGCAAGGACGUUCUGGCGUGGAGCACGAUCAUCGCGGCCAACGCCCACAGCGGCCACUGUGCCGCCGCGAUCGCGCUCUUCCAAUCGAUGAUGCUGGCGGGAGAGACACCCGACCAGAUCGCCUUCACGAGCAUCCUGGCGGCGUGCAGCCAUGCCGGAUUCGUGGAGCAGUGCUGCGCGCUCUUCGAAUCGAUGGUGGUGGAUCACGGGGUGGAGGCGACGAGGGAGCACUACAGCUGCGUCGUGGACAUGCUGUGUCGAUCCGGGCGAUUGGGCGAUGCCGAGGGGCUGAUCGAGGCGAUGCCAGUGGCGGCGGACGAAAUCUCGUGGGGCUCGCUGCUCGCGGCGUGCCGGAUCGAUCGCGAUGUCCAGAGGGGAUCUAGAGUGGCGCGAUCGGUGCUGGGGAUGGACGGAUCGGCAUCGCCCUAUCUCUUGCUGGGGAGCCUGCUUGGCAAAAAGAUCUAG
Molecule: messenger RNA, 1599 nt
Organism: Selaginella moellendorffii
Lineage: Eukaryota; Viridiplantae; Streptophyta; Lycopodiopsida; Selaginellales; Selaginellaceae
Product: pentatricopeptide repeat-containing protein At4g02750-like
Exons: 1
Coding region: 1-1599 (532 amino acids)
Molecular function (GO): protein binding
Source: RefSeq, a predicted model, not a curated record